AUGCAAGCUGCCUUAGACGAGGUGGAAAAACCGGCUAAGCGAGGAAAGAAAGUUGUUGAUAAGAAAAAAGCAACCGAAGAGCCCUCUUCUAAACCCUCUAAGUCAAAGAAAAGAAAAGCUGACAAGGGUGAUGAUGACGAAGGGCAACAUAAAGGUUCACCUAGGGGUAAUACACCUCCUCGGUCUCCAACUCCUGUGGAUCUUGCUAAUGAUUAUGUUCCAACACCCCCUCCAUCUCCACCCAAGACAACCGUUCAGGUCACCGUUUCUCCUCCACCCCCAUCUUUAACACCACUAGUUUCCACUAUUGCUCCACCACCACCUGUCAUUUCUACUCCAAUCACUACCACCCCAUUACCACCACAUAUUUUCUCCAAUGCAACAUUUACCUCUACACCUAUCAUCACUUCAACCAUAUAUUCUUCUGUCAACGUCAACACAUCUGAUGUGGGGGCGCAGACUGAAGAACCUACAAAAUUCACCACAGAGCCUCUUUCACCAAAUCCUUCUAGUGAUUCUAAUCCAGUUCUUGGAGGAUCUGAUUUUGAAUUUGAUUCUACAUACUACAGUCCCUACUAA
Messenger RNA from Lactuca sativa (garden lettuce), 579 nucleotides. Lineage: Eukaryota; Viridiplantae; Streptophyta; Magnoliopsida; Asterales; Asteraceae. The record is from RefSeq and is a predicted model, not a curated record.